AUGAACACGCCACCCUACUCGCAAUUUGACCAUCACAAUGAAGAAAGCGACGUGUCACCUCUCCUUUCAUUAAAUCCUAUCGACACUCCACCAUAUUCUCCUUUGGAUCUCGAAGACGAUGAUAGCAUUUGGGACAAUGAUGAAGACACGCUUCUUUUGUCCCCAUGUAUCGACCUUGAACACGUAUCAUCAAACACCAACAACGCUUCAACGUCAACGAGUGACAUAGUCAAUGGCCAACUACGCAGUAAUCUUGCAGGUCUUGGCAUUACAGCACCACCAUCACCGCCUCUGCAGCCAGCAAAGGUGUUGAUGUGCGACAAUGACGAGCAACAUCAGGUGCUGGACCAAGAAUUAUGCAUGGAAUCGGAUAUUGCAUCACCAUCAACACAAUCGGAUUUCCAACAACAGCAGCAUCAUUCAAUAUCGCUAUGGUCGGAUGAACGUAUAUACGAUCCUCGAUCCUGUAACGAUUUGUCGUUUGCACAUAAUACCAUAGAAGAGCAUCAACAUCUGGAAUCCUUGCCAUCAGCCGAUUUACACGCGCCAAAAAAGUUGUUUUCUUGCACAUCCUGUGACAAGAGGUUCAGGCGCGCACAUGAUGUAGCACGGCAUAUUAGCAAGGUUCAUUACGACCAUUAA
Molecule: messenger RNA, 642 nt
Organism: Lichtheimia ornata
Lineage: Eukaryota; Fungi; Mucoromycota; Mucoromycetes; Mucorales; Lichtheimiaceae
Exons: 1
Coding region: 1-642 (213 amino acids)
Source: RefSeq, a predicted model, not a curated record